ACUCAAUCAAAUCAAUCAAUUUAGAAUUUCGUGUCGAUUGGUAACCGAUCAAGCAAAAAUUAUUUCAGGAACGCGAAUUCUUCGAGUUUAAAUCACUCGCAUAGUUCCACGCGUGUUUAUUUAUUUGAUGUUUUUACGUAAACAAGUGUAAAUAUCGUGUGAACAUUAUCAACGUUAUUCCAUAUUGUGGGGACUCGAAACGAGGCAAACAGACAAAGAUUAGUUCGUUAUUUACGUUUAUCGUGCUCUUAUCGUAAUAAUACCUUUGAAAAAAUGUGAUUCAAUACGUCCGGUGUAGUUUUUACAACGUUUACUUUGAGAAAGAUAUGAAGGAGAGCGAGAGGGCCGACAAGCUAGGAAUACGAAAUGCGAAUUUUAGAAAUCGAACGACAUUUUGGCGCGCUCUCUUCAUUACCACGAAAAAAUUAUAAUCUGUGAUUGUGCAUUUUACAAAUGAUUAAAUAAGAUUAUGUACCGUUUGUGUUAUUAAGUUAGCGUUAAAAUAAGUGAUUCCGUUCAGUCGAUGCUCAAACGCAACACAUAAAAAUAAAAGUGCUCAAAUUUUUUUUGUUUCGUAAUAACAAAAUACGUCCAUGACUAUACAACGCAGUGAAUUGAAUUUUGUGAUUUCCUCGUGUGCUUAGUGUUUAUUCGUAUGCCGCAGUGAUUUGAUAGUAGAGUAUUUCGUUGAGAACAACGCCAUCUAUUAUGAAAUAGUGGAAAUGUUGUGUAUAUGACGCGAUGGAGGCCGGUUACAUACCGGUGAACGUUGGGAAUGGCGGCGGGAACGCUCCGCCCCUCGCCGUGGUGGCGCCACCGGUCAACGUCAUCCGAGCGCCCGGACUGAAGCGCGGGAAAAUGGAAGAAGCUAUUUCAGAUAGGAUCAAAUUGGAAUCGGUCUUGGGACUAACGGUGAGCAGUAAUGCGGCUCUGGACUGCGAUCCGAACACGGAACUCGUGGCGUACCCGGCCGGAUGCACUGUCGUUCUGUACAACGUGAGAAAGAACCGACAGUCGCACGUUUUGAAUUCGUCCCGGAAGAGCGUCACCUGCGUCUCGUUCUCCCCGGACGGGCGGUACCUCGCCACCGGGGAAUGUGGACACGCGCCCGCCGUCCGGGUAUGGGACCUCCAGGAUCCUACAGCUUCCGGCGCUGUACAGAUCGCGGAGUUCCCAGGACACACGCACGGAGUCAGCUGCGUGGCAUUCUCCACGUCGUCGAAAUACCUAGUAUCCGUUGGCUCUCAACACGACAUGAUCGUGAACGUCUGGGACUGGAGAGCGAACCUCAAGCUGGCCAGCAAUAAGGUGUCGUCGCGCGUUAAGGCCGUCAGCUUCGCGGAGAACGGCAACUACUUCGUCACGGUCGGCUUCAGGCACGUCAAGUUCUGGUAUCUGGAAUAUUCGAGAAACGCUAAAUUCAAAGAGCCGGUUCCGUUGAUGGGCAGAUCAGCGAUACUCGGCGAGCAGAAGGACAAUGAGUUCUGCGACGUGGUCUGCGGCCGGGGCGAGUCCGCGGACAGCACCUACGCGAUCACGAGGGGCGGCCUGCUCUGCGAGUUCAACAGCAGACGGUUGCUGGACAAGUGGGUCGAGCUCAGGACGCAGUCUGCCAACUGUAUGGCGGUGGGCGCUAAUUUCAUAUUUGUGGGAUGCGCCGAGGGCAUAGUCCGGUGCUUCGCCCCCGACACGCUCCAGUACAUCACGACGCUGCCGAGGACGCACUACCUCGGCGUCGACGUGGCGCAGGGCACCAACAUCAGCCACAUGUUCUCGCAGCCGCCGCGCGCGCGAUACCCGGACGCGACGGCGCUGGCGUACGACGAGCGCGCCCACCGGCUCACGUGCGUCUACAACGACCAUAGUCUGUACGUGUGGGACGUGCGCGACAUCCGACGGGUGGGCAAGUCGCACUCGGCGCUGUACCACUCGGCGUGCAUCUGGGGCGUGGAGGUGUCCGGGGACGGCACGCUGUUGACCUGCUCCAGCGACGACACCGUGCGCAUGUGGGGCCUGGAGCCGCGCGCGAGGAACAUCUACAGCAACGAGCUUAAUAAAAUAGUGUACAUAGACCCGGAGCUGAAGUUCCUGAAGGACGUGGACCUGACUGCCUCCAGCGAGAAGGACAAGUCCAAGUCGUACGACGACAAGACCGGCGUCAGGUGCGUGGCGGCGUCCGGGGACGGCGCGCACGUGGCGUGCGGGGACCGCGCCGGCAACGUGUGGGUGGUGUCGGCGGGCGGCGCGCUGCUGCACACGCUGGAGGCGCACGACGCGGAGGUGCUGGCGCUGCAGUACGCCGCGCGCCCGCGCCUGCUCGCCUCCGCCUCGCGGGACCGACUCGUGCACGUCUUCGACGUCGACAAGGGCUACCAGAUCCUGCAGACGCUGGACGAGCACUCGUCCUCCAUCACGGCGGUGCGCUUCAUCGCGUCCGGCUCCGGCCUGCAGAUGGUCUCCUGCGGCGCCGACAAGACCAUCCUCUUCAGGCAAUUGAAAACCGACGGCAGCCGGCAGUUCGCGCGCGGACAGAACGUGUCCGGCCGCACCACGCUCUACGACAUGGAGGUGGACGCCGGCGGGCGACACGUGCUCACCGCAUGCCAGGACCGCAACGUGCGCGUGUACAGCACGGCCAACGGGCGUCACACCAAGACCUUCCGGGGGACCACGGCGGAGGACGGGACCCUCAUCAAGGUGGCUCUGGACAGCAGCGGGAUAUAUCUGGCGACGUCGAGUACGGACAAGAUCUUGAGCGUGUACGACUACUACUCCGGGGAGUGCAUGGCGACCAUGUACGGGCACUCCGAGAUAGUCACCGGCCUCAAGUUCACUCCGGACUGCCAGCACCUGGUGUCGGGGUCCGGGGACGGCUGCAUCUUCGUGUGGAGGGUCCCGCACGACAUGGUGGUGACGAUGCGGGCGCGACUGGCGCAGCAGGCCAUACGACAGGGGAAGAAAGUAGGUACGGUCAGCAACGGCACGUCGGGGCUGGAGAGCGAGGGGGAGUCGCAGUGGGGCUCGCCGCCGCGGGAACACUUCGCGCCGCCCCGCGUGCCCGACUACACUCUCCGCAUAGGGCGCCUCCCGUCGUGGGCCAAGAAGAGUUUAGGGGACGACUUGGCGGCCCCCGAGAGCCCGGCGCCGGAGCCCCCCGCGCGGGGCAAGUGGGCCACCAGGAUACACCCGGCAGAGAAACGUGUUGAUUCAGACGGGUCCAAGGACAGCUCCCUCGACAGUGGCACCGACACAAGGUUCAUUGAGAAGAGAAAAGAGAACCAGUCGAAACAGCGCCCGAAGUCGCUCAAUUUAUCGCAGCUGCCGCGCGUGGAGGCGCUCUUCCGCGAUUUCGAUGCAACAAUGAGAAAGACCCAUGAUAUUCUAUGUAUAUCGCCGAGAUUCGAAAAGGUUACGAUUAACAUUUCGAAGACCAGUGCACAGGAUGGUCGUGUGAGGCAUCACACGGACGACUCUUCCCUUGGCAGUUUUAAAUACGAGGAUCAAGAGUCGACGGAGCACGACGGUGACGUGGAGGACAUCUCGGACGGCGAGAGGACCUCGUCUUCGGAGAGGGCGUCCCGGCCUACUUACUACCCCGGCAAUAACGACGACGACACCCCGGGCGAGUUCAUGGUGAACGCCAUGAACGCUGAAGAGUUGAGGCAGUCGAUUCGUCGCUCGAAGCGCUGGAAGACCGACUCCCCCCGGCUGGAGAUACCACCCACCACCACCUCGCUCAGCGGCUCCGGCCACGACUCCGACGAUGACGAGGUGUCCACCCCGUCCGGCGACAACGCGGACCGGAACCCUCUGUCGGCGUCCUGCGAGUCGCUGCCCCGCGCCGCCCUGCGCGAGACCUACGUGCGCGCCGCCUUCGACAGCCUGGGGGGGACCGACGCCGCGCCCGGCGCAGGACACAACUCACUGUCGUCGCAGCACCGCGCGCCCGCGGUGUCCCGCAACAAGCUCCUGGACCCGGAGGCUGCGAGGAAACGAGAGGAACUCAACAGGAGGAUACUGGAGACCAGGAGGCAGCUGGAGAACGUCGCGUUCAGAUCGAACCUGAAAUCCAGCCAGUCCACGACGGACCUCUCCUACAUCCCCGAGAAGGACAACGCGCGCAGGUCACGACCCAUGUCCAUGGCCGUGCCGAGCAACACUCGACCUUACGGACUCGCCAAUGCAUUCCCGGAGGAAACUUUCGAUAGUUUAAACUCGAAUUACUUUGACAGCCUUAAUCCUUGUCAGAAUCCUAUUCAGGAUUACAGGAAUAAGAAUCCUUACGCCAUACCGGCGAAUCUGAACCACAGACUCCCGGAAUAUAACGAAACUCCCCCAUAUGUACCACCACAUUCGAACAUCCACCCGAUAUCGAGCGAUAAAAGACAUUUGAACUUCAUUCCCUAUUCGAAGCCGGUGUUCAAAGAGCAAACCCAACAGAAGCCUUCAGCGUUCACGGUGGACAUGAAACCGGUUCAAUCGAGGGUUUUCAACAGACUCUUUCCGGAUAAAGAACCGCCUAAGGUUCCGCCUAGGAAUUUCCACCUGAACCUAACGAAACCGGAGGAGAAACCUCCGCAGAAGUCACUAAAGCCAAACGCCAGGAGCAUCUUCAAGAACUAUAAGUCUUGUCCGGUCUCGCCAGUCUCCGAGGAGUGCAAAUGGGCUGAUAAAGUCGCCCAAAACGCCAAAUGCGAAGGAAAAAAUCACGAGACGAACUCUCUAGAUCCGAAAAAGAGGAAUUCUUUAAGCUUCUUCAUCGGCAUGGAAGUUAACAGCGGGAAGAGUGUCGUUGAUACAAUUAAAACCAACACAGAGAAAAUGAUAGCAGAAAUUACGGAAAAAUACGGAGAUUUAGAUGAGUUCACUCCUGGCGAUAGGAGUGAUCUGGAUUUGAAACCUACUAAAGGAGAAAGAGACGACGGAAACUUCUCCUCGGAUUCGUUGGAAGACUGCAGCUUGAGCCAAGACGCGAGCUGCAAGAACAAAUUGUUUUCGAAGAAAGUCUGUAAAAAGCACAAUAAGAAUCAACCCAGACGGGCCGUGUCCGAUUAUGAGAUAUACGGAGCUUACGAGAAACCAGCCGUGCCCGCGAAACCCGCGAAUAUCGGGCAAAAAAGCUCGACUUUGCCAAGAAAUAUGCCGUCAAACCUCGACGAAGCCGAGGAGAACAAUGCCGAAUACAUUUAUAGAUGCCAGAGCGUCUUAACGAAACGCUGCGUGACUAGAUCCAAUGAGUCGGUUUUGAGCGAUAACUCCAAUUGCUCGAGUGUCUCAAAUGAGGUCUUCCUCAAAUACGGAAACGAGGUUGCGUUCCAGCAAGCCAAAUAUGACAGCAGAUACAAUCUGGACGGCUCACAGAAUUGUUCCUACGAAAAUGUCAACGAUGAGUAUUUGGAUCGACACAGACACAGCAGCGCCAGUUUCUUCUUAAACCAGAAGAAGUACAUGAAAUCCAGCUGCAGUCAGGAGUCUAUAUUGUCGGACGAAAUGUAUUUGGACAAUGACAAUCAACUGUCAAGGACGAAUUGUAAUUCGCUUGAAAGUGUCCUGUCUGACGACUCUGAUUGUACCAAGAGCGCUCCACUGGAGAUGCUAUUCGAAGGUGCCAGACCUAAGAGGCCAAUGAAGGGCCAAGCCAUACCCCGCAACAGUAAAAGCUGUUACGAAUUCGACCACGCUUCGAAGAGCUACGGUUGCAGCCCGAAUAAUGCGCCCCAAUUCGGCAGCUACAUGAUCAAUAACUACAUGGAAGUCAGUCCCAAUUACCAAACCCCGAAGAGUCCAAUAGGAAACAUUAGCGUGCCGACCAAUAAAGUUUAUGGAUUCAGUGUGGACCCAGAUCUAUCAGGGCACAAGACGAUAACUAGGUCAAAGAGUCUGUACGAUUCGGGCAGUAAACAACCGCCGGUAGCUAAAAACAUCGCAUACUAUUUCGAUGGUAGUAAUGUCCAGCAGUACACGAAGGAAAAGAAGCCGCCCGAUGAGAUACCGAGGUUGAACAAGUCUGAAUAUAUGUCAAAUAAAACCAAGUCCCUGCAGCCGAAUUUCGCUGAAAAACAAAAAUACAAAAGCGAUUUAUCCGCUUGCGAACAGAAUACUAUGAUCAAAUCGAAGAGUUGUAGCUUCGAAGUGGUUUUAGAGCCGGCUUCCAAACCUAAUCCCCUGAAGAGCUUAAUGGAGAAACGCAAUUCGCACGUUCAGAAGAAUCUGGAGAAAUUCGAGGAGCAGAUUCGCAAAAAUACACAGAGCAAAACGACGAAGAACCAAAUGAACAAAGACAAAGCGAACGGCUCAAAAAAUAACAACGCCACCAAAAGCUUGGAGCGGGGCUCGGGACAGAAAAACAACAGUAAAAUCACCAUGGAAUUCGUGCCCCACAAGCCGCCGAAACCGAUCAAAAGAACCUCGUCAGUUAAAAUGAAUAACAGAUUGAAGGCAGGGCUGGAUAAACAGGGACUGAGCUCUUCCAUAUCGUCGCAGUACAAAGCAAAACUAGACGGCCUUCAUAACAAGAACUACAUGGCCCACAAAAGGCAGGAAGACAAGAACUCCAACAACAACAUAGACUCGAGCGAGAACCCGGAGAAAACCAUAGAGGUUUUCGUUAAGGAGAAAGACGUCAAUGAGAAUAAAUCAGAGAUUCAGAUGGACAGUCUAGAAGUUUACAGCCUGCAAAGAAUGAAAGAAGUUAGCAUGGAUUCGCUAGACGUUUUAGAAGAAUUCACAAAAGAUUCAUUAGACUAUUACGCGGAGCAAGACAGUAAACUUUCCUUCGGGAAGUCUAUAAAGGAUCAGAUAAAUUUGAAAAUAGCUAAGAGUGAUCGCGAAGCGCCAUGUCAUAGUCGACAGGCGGACACCAAAGAAAACAUAGCGCCGCCAGACGACGAAAUAAAAAAAUACAAGUACAUCGAAAGAAAACUCGAGAUAAUCAACAAACUAGUUGAAAUGGAAGAGCGGAAGAUACUACAGGAGAAAAUAUUGAAAGAAUGGCGCAUGAGGCCACUGAAAGCUAACAUAAACGACGGUACAGGUGUCGUUAAAGUGUUAUCCAGAAAAUUCGAGAAGUUAGCCACAAAACAAUCAGCUAAUUUCGCUUCGUUGACGCUAGAAGAAGCGGACACGGAUACAGAGAACAGCGAGAACAAGGAAAUUAAACGUAAUCUGAGCUUGCCCGAUAUUUUGGAUACGGACCACAUAAGCUUGGUUACCGCGGAAGACGUAGACCCCGGUAAAGACAACGAUUCGAUGAACUUCCCUUACGAACAACCGUUAAACAACACAGUACGAACAGAUGCUCCGAAAUCCUUGAAGCAACGGGUUUACAAUGAAACGAUAAUACCGAAAACUGACGUUCAUAUAGACAGCGAAAACUAUGAAUCAUCCACGACAAGCUCAAGCUGCACCAACUCCCCAAAAAGACUGUCUUUCUAUGGUUUCAAUAGACCUAAAAUACCGCUGCGGAGAAUCUUGCGAGCGCCCACUCCUCGACUCUGUCUAGAGACCAGGGCCUUACCAAUGAGGCCCUUUUUGAAUUCGGGGUGUGGCGUAAGGAAUUCGGUUCUCUUUAAAAAAGUUUCCACACCGGUUAUGCCUGCGAAAUUCACACCUAUGCCAGGUCAGACUAAGCCGGUUAUUCAGCAGCCUAGCAGUCAAAGCAAGUCCAGCUUCGUCCGCCCCCCACCGAGGUACAGCAACAAAUCGAACAUGACGAGGAGUUCCAGUGUCGGAGUACUGAACCAGAGUGACUCAGAAUCGGAUCCUCAGCCGUCCAGACCACAGUCGAGCCGUGCUCAAGGAUUGAUGCGACCAACGAUUAGUUCCAUGAAUAAGGCGGCAGCCAACACGGCCAGGAGACGUGGCCUGUCGAACGCCUACAGCGCCGUGAGUCUCGCAACGGGAGGGCAAGAGGAGUCCAGUUCUGAAGCGGAUGAGAGGAGGGGAGACGAGAAACCCUCGGCGCCGAGGCCCAGGUCCGGCUCCGUGGAUGCCCAGAGGAGGAUCGGGCGCAGUGGCAGCGAGCGCGACCUGUCGGCGAAGGCGCGCGAGGUGACGGCGCGGCUGGCCGCCGCCCCCCGCCCCCGCCACAAGCACGACCCCCCCGCCGACACCAGCCCGUCGUCGUCCCAGCUGUGCGCGGCGCUGACGGAGCAGCUGACCCGCACGGCCGGCAAGGUGGCGCAGCUGUACGCCAGCCUGCGCCGCGCGCCCGCCGCCGCCGCCGACCUCAGCGGUUUGGAAGCCGCGAUACUGGAGACGCAGAAGGUCCUGCGCAGCGCCGUGUCGGGGGGCGGGCCGGGGGACGCGGGGGGGCCGGGGGAUGCGGGACCCCACAGCCUGACCCCCGCCGAGGGAGACGCGGGAGUACUCGAUGUGGACUCCACAAGAGAGAAACUUGAAAAUUUAGUUGCUAAAGAGGUCAACGCAACGAAUCCAGCCAUGUCUCUGAUCGAGCAGUACUCCGACCUCCUCCUCAAUAUGAUGCAGAACAAAAUGGUGAACCAGUUCUCGUCCAGUCCGCAGAGUCUGCCGCCCAGCGCGUCCCGGGGGGCCGGCCGGGAGAGUUAGUACGGGGGGACGCUCCCACGGGUAGGGGGGGCCGCUCCUAUGGGUGGGGGCCGCUCCCACGGGUGGGGGGGCCGCUCCUAUGGGUGGGGGGCCGCACCCACGGACACCCUUGUAGAGAAAAUGACGGUCCCCCACGUCCCCUCGUCACUCCCGAACACAUCUGUACAUUAGCGUUACGUUUUUAGUAUUAGUAUUAAUUUGUGUAUAAUUUUGUAAUGUAAUUUUAACGAUGCAAGACAUUGAAAUUCGCGCUUGACCGAAGGAAGCCUUUAUUAACUGUAAAAAAAAAGAAAAACACGUUGUGUGAUGUUUUUACGUCAGAAAAUGCAAUUAAUAAUCCGAUAAUGACGUGUACCGCACAAAAUCGCGCAUUUUACUGCGUAUUGCGUCACUUGGGGCCAACGAACGCUGCCUAUAGACCGUGCGCUGAUAUAAGGUCGGACACACUUUUUUUAAUGCUUAGAUGGGUGGACGAGCUCACAGCCCAUCUGGUGUUAAGAGGUUACUUGAGCCCAUAGACAUCUACAACGUAAAUG
Molecule: messenger RNA, 9104 nt
Organism: Bombyx mandarina (wild silkworm)
Lineage: Eukaryota; Metazoa; Arthropoda; Insecta; Lepidoptera; Bombycidae
Gene: Wdr62
Product: WD repeat domain 62
Biological process (GO): centriole replication
Cellular component (GO): mitotic spindle
Molecular function (GO): protein binding
Source: RefSeq, a predicted model, not a curated record